CAGAAAUUUGUUUUUUUUUAAAUGAGCUAGGCCCUUCUUAUGUUCAAAGGAGAGACUAAGGUAGGUUCAGUGAAAAAUGAAACAGAGCUCAUUAUGUAGUCCUGUUUUUUUUUUGUUACACUCCCUUUACAAGUAUUUGUAGAAAUUGUUUUUUUUUGUGAAUAGAACCAAUAACCAAAUUUUCUUGCGGAAACCAAUUCCACAUUUUCUUCAUUUUUUUUAAUUUCGACUUUCAUUAUGCACAUUGCAGGCAGAUGGUAAUUUUAAAUCUACAUCUUUUUCUCUAUGAGUGUCUAAUAAACAGCUGACAUUCAUUCAGAAGGCUAUGUCAGGUCAAUUUGUUGUUUGCCAGCAUUUUCUGUCUAUGGCAGCAAGGAUGCCAAAUUUAGAUAAGAAAAACAUCACAAAAAAAUUAACAAAACUACUGCUAAUUCAAAAUCUAUUCAACAAAUCUGUUUUGCAUUCAAGGCUCACUUAUUCUCAACCCUAAUUCACGAUUGCAUCCUUCGUUGGUUAAGAGCCAAGGUUUCUUGUGACUCGAUCGAAAUCAAACGCCAGUCGGUUCAACCAAAUUCCUUAUGUAGUUUGAAAUGACUCUAUUCUCAGUUGAGUCAUACAUUCAUGCAAGUCUCUUACUCUCUCGCUAAGCGAUUUCAAUCUAAGAUGUCAAAAUUGUUCAAGUUCCACUUCUUGUCCCGUUUAAGGGCAUAUUUGCUUACACAACAAGGACUUAAUAUUAUUUGUUCUUGGCAGCAAACAUCAAACUGAUCUGGCAGUGCCGAGGAAUGUCUAAAUGUGGGCAGGCUAAUAUUAGAUGUGCCGGCUGUGAAGUCAUACGACAGGGGCUGGUCAUUCCAUGCAUAGCUUCUGACCAUUUCAGCCACACGCCGGCCUAGCAAUAUAACAUAACAGGGAGGGUUAGUCGGAGUUCGGAAGGGAGAAACAUUUCGGACGGGUCAUUUAGAAAAGGGGGUGAAAGGCCAACAAAUGCGGGUGUUGAGCGUUCGCCGCUUGAAAUCGUACAUGCAGAAAAAACGGACGCAGCUGAAACUUAAGUUAAAGGAGUUCCUAUGUAAGACUUGCGUGCAUACAGAACAGAGUAGAGCUAGCUGCCACGCAUACAGAAACGAUGCAUGAUCGCUUCUGCGUUGUCUGUGCUACAAGAAGGGCCAAAUGUGUCUGGGGCAAGUAUGAGAUUGUUAGUACUUUAGGUGAAGGUACCUUCGGCAAAGUCGUGGAAUGCGUCGACCACCAAAGAGGGAGGAAAAGCAUCGCGCUGAAGAUAAUCAAGAACAUAGAGAAGUACCGAGAGGCCGCUAAACUGGAAAUCAACGUUCUGGAAAAGCUCGCAGACAAGGAUCCUAGCAACAAAUUCCCUUUUGGUGAUCAGGGAGACUGGUUUAGUACCAUGAUGGCCAAUGCCUCUCGGGAACAAAGCCUGUGUGUACAGAUGCUGGACUGGUUUGACUACCAUGGACACAUGUGCAUCUCAUUCGACAUGCUGGGGCUCAGCGUCUUCGACUUUCUGAAAGAGAACAGUUACCAGCCCUACCCCCUUCAUCAAGUUCGACACAUCGCAUACCAAAUGUGCUACGCUGUCAAAUUUCUGCAUGACAACAAAAUCACCCACACCGACCUGAAGCCGGAAAAUGUCCUCUUCGUCGACUCUUCAUAUGACAUGUUCUACAAUGCAGAAAAGAAGAGAGAUGAGAAGUAUGUGAAGAUGACAGACAUCCGGCUGAUCGACUUUGGUUCAGCAACGUUCGACUGGGAACAUCACAGUACCAUCGUCUCCACCAGACACUACAGGGCACCCGAGGUCAUUCUGGAGUUGGGCUGGGCCCAGCCAUGUGACGUUUGGUCCAUUGGUGCCAUCAUAUUUGAGCUGUACCUGGGCUUCACAAUGUACCAGACACACGACAACAGAGAACACCUGGCCAUGAUGGAACGCAUCCUGGGACCAAUGCCCUCCAAACUCAUCAAGAAAACAAGGAAGCAGAAGUAUUUCUACAAGUCCAGACUAGACUGGGACGAGUCCAGUUCAGCAGGGCGGUACGUCCGGGAAAACUGCAAACCUCUACGGCGCUACAUGCUUGUGAACGACAAGGAACACGAGGAGCUGUUUGACCUCAUCUCCCAGAUGCUGACCUACGACCCUUCCAAACGCAUCACACUGUCGGAGGCCCUGAGCCACCCCUUCUUCGCCCUCCUUCCACCGGAGCAACGCCUCGGCAGACGGGAACACUCGCACAGCCUCAGCAGAUGACAGGGCAGAGGUCAUAGUUCAGGGUCAGGGGUCAUAGUUCAGGGUUCACACUCAGCCGGUCAGAGGUGAACCGAGCAACACCUUGGCAGAUGGGAACACUUGCACAGUCAUAGGUCAGGGCAUAGUUCAGGGUCAGGGCAGAGGUCAUAGUUCAGGGUCAUAGUUCACACUCAGCCGGUCAGAGGUGAACUGAGUUUGCACACGUGUGUGUAGCUAGGAUAGGUUUUUACAUUGUCACUAAUCUGUAAGGGGUACUAGUAUGCAUAAGUAUGGAAACCAGGGCUCAAAUUACACUCCUGAAACUUGCAACAUCGCUCACAGUUAGCCAGUCACACAUUCAAAACUUCACCACCUAGCUCCCAACCAUAAAUAGGAGAAGAUUUGUCAGCUAUAUGUGACAGGCUUUACUCACUGCCCGUUUUACCAUCAGUUCUUCCCUGUUGUACUAAGGUUAGACUUGAUACGUUCAACCUCAAGGAUGUAAGCUUUUGGUGUCUACAUCACGGUAUUAUAGAGAACAACUGUCAAGUAUUUCAAGCCCUGCUUUAACUUUCACAGUACACCUUGGGAACAAAAACAGAUUUUAUGAGCCCCUUUUGGUGUCUACAUACUGUACUAGGUAGUUGAUAUAAAUGUACGUGGACCAUUGUCUUUAGUGGUGCUCAUAUAAAUGUCGGUUUUGUAUAUGUCGGUACUUAAUAUUAUAGUUAACAUGUCACAGAUUAUAUGUGAAUUUAAUGUUAAAUGUGCACGAGUGUGGAUCAGUAUUCUAGCUAGUUCAUUUGUCAAGGUAUGAAUGAAUGAUGUAAAUAAGAAUUAAGACCUGUAACCCACGUUUUGCAGCAAUUAAUGAUAAUAACUAUAUGAGAAACUCACUGGUGCAGGUUAGGUACAUGUAGCUCUACAAAAUGUUUCAGAAACGUGCAAAGAAGUUAAAACAAUGUUGAAGCCACAAAUAUGUAAGUAUCACUGUCCGACUGUUUUAGUCGUUACCAAAGUUAGAAUAUAAGUCAUUUGUAUAUUUAUUGACUCCUUGUCUUCUUAAUGGGAACAUGUGUACAGAUAUAGAUGCUAAUACUCAAUGUAAAGCACAUUUAAGGGUGCCUUAUGCCUGCCAUUCUGUAUUCAAACUUGAAAGAGUAGUCAUAUACAUUUUAUUAUUUCCGUAUAUGUGCGUGUGCAAUUGUGUUAGAAAUAAUCACAUUUUGUUUUUGGAAGCAUUUCAAUCAUCACAGUAGUUCCUUUUAGAAUUUUUAAUUCUUACACUGAUCGUACAAAUUGUACACGAAUGCAAAUUAUUGCAAGGCAAAGUCAUUGCUUCUACUGCGACUUUAGCAAACGACUUCAGAACAUCGGUAAUUUUUCUACUUAAUGUUUAGAAAGAACGUUGCACUGUAGCAAAUGAAACAAAAUGCCAGCAAACUUCCAUGAAUUUAUGUUAGGUGUGUGUGUACAUCAUUAUUUAUUAGCUGAUGCUGUUAGUUUAUUUUCACAUAAAGACCUUGUUGUCAAAAGUCUGAACAGUUUCUACUACAUAACUGCUGCAUGACUUAGCAAAAUAAUGCAAACCUAAGACAUGAUUUCUUCCUGUAUAUGUUAUUGUUAACAUCACAAACAUCGAAAGCUUUCCAGUUAAAGUGAAAUCUGUACCUCAGUUCAAAAUGGGUCUGUGCAAAAGUACAUGUAGGAACAACAAAGUAUAUGAAGCAUGUGGGUAGGAAUUUGUAGUGGACUAGACAUUAGGUAUGUCUUCCAAGUGUAUUUAGCUUGUUAUGUGGGUAACCUAU
This is a messenger RNA of Branchiostoma belcheri (Belcher's lancelet), 4053 nucleotides long. Its product is annotated as dual specificity protein kinase CLK2-like. NCBI's taxonomy places the organism in Eukaryota, Metazoa, Chordata, Leptocardii, Amphioxiformes, Branchiostomatidae. The record is from RefSeq and is a predicted model, not a curated record. Bases 1130 to 2266 code for a protein of 378 amino acids. The transcript has 12 exons. Gene Ontology annotation, molecular function: protein tyrosine kinase activity; ATP binding. Gene Ontology annotation, biological process: regulation of RNA splicing; protein phosphorylation. Gene Ontology annotation, cellular component: nucleus.